AUGGCUGUUCGAAAUCUUAAUCUGCCAACCUUUCCAGAGUUUUCCACAGAAGAUGUGUCUACAUUCAGUUCGCGCUGGAAGAAGUAUAAACAAAGAUUUGAACUUUUGUGUCACGCUAUUGGUGUCACAGAUGAGUCUCAAAAACUAGCUAUGUUGUUUACUUACGUUGGAGAUAGCACGUAUGAAAUAUAUGAAAAUGUUAAGCCUGAACGCGAAGAAGAUGUAACAUAUCCGAAUGUCAUCGCGCCGUUAGAAAAACACUUCGAACCACAAGUAAAUAAAAGUUACGAAACAUAUUUAUUUCGCAAUAUAAUACAGCAGGAAGAUGAAAUGAUACAUCAGUAUUUUAUACGAUUAAAAGAACAAACAGUAAAAUGUGACUUUCACGAUAAAAAUUUGGAAAUCAAAAGACAGAUUGAACUUUCUACUACUAACAACAAGUUACGUUUAUAUAGCUUCAGAAAUCCUGAUAAAACCUUGGAAGAAAUACUGGUGACAGGAAAGACUUUAGAAAGCACCAUACAGCAAGCAGAAGUUCUUCAAAAAACACAGGCGAACGAUACAGAGCGAAUCAACGAAUUGCGGUCGGUUUACACCGACCGCCAAGGUAAGCCACAUUCUUUAAACCGACGAGGAAUGAGUAAAAGAGGCCGACCUCAAAAUGCCAAAUGUUAUCGUUGUGAUGGACCAUUUCCCCAUCAAAACAGAUGCCCUGCUGAAAACCAAAUUUGUAACGCAUGUGGAAACCAGGGUCACUUUUCAAAAUGUUGUAGAACCAAAACAUAUCGACAUCAAAACACCCAAGCACGUCUGGGGAGGGGAUCCUUUUACCAAUCAAGACAGCCCUUGAAUAACGUUACUCAUUCGCCGUUAAACGAUUUUUCUGCUAUGCAAAAUACCCUUGAAGCUGAAAGUGAUGAUGAAAUGUUAUUUUCUAUCCAAACUUUGUAUGAUUGUGAACAUCCUAUGAUUAAUACUGUGUCUUAUUCGUCUGAUGUUGUGAAUUCUCCAUUCGAUAGCACAGAAAACACAAGUAACAGUAACCACAGUUAUAAGAAUAGUAAGCAAAAUUCUGAUUUCAAUACUGUUGUUAAAUUAGAAGGAGGAAAAGUAAAUUUUCUAGUCGAUACAGGAGCUAGCAUUAACAUUCUCACAUUGCGUACUUUCAAUCAGUUAAACGAACGCCUUCCAAAAAAAUUAAAUCUACUCAAAACAAAAACAAGCGUCGUAACGUACGGAAGUGACACUUGA
Messenger RNA from Hydractinia symbiolongicarpus, 1251 nucleotides. RefSeq lists its product as uncharacterized. Gene Ontology annotation, molecular function: aspartic-type endopeptidase activity. The transcript has a single exon. NCBI's taxonomy places the organism in Eukaryota, Metazoa, Cnidaria, Hydrozoa, Anthoathecata, Hydractiniidae. The record is from RefSeq and is a predicted model, not a curated record. Gene Ontology annotation, biological process: proteolysis. Bases 1 to 1251 code for a protein of 416 amino acids.